AUGUCUAAUGACGUUUACCGUGCUAACGCUACAAUAAAAUGUGAGGACGCCAUUGAAGUACGUGCUCUCGAUUUCGGGUAAAUAUAAUAUCGACCCUCGAAUUGGUUCCCAAAAUUAUAAAACCACCGUACCACCAUCGUCGCCGCAAGUUCACUCGCUCACCUGAUAUACCGAGUAGGGAUAACGAUGGUGGGGACAAACCGUUAUUGAUCGGUAGGUCGGAUGCUACAUAUCAGGACAGCAGUACUGUUUUUUCCUUUUCCAUUGAUGAUCGCGUCCCCACGUAUUUAUUUUUAAUUUGUACGUAUCUUGUUCUUUUAAAACUAUGAAGCUAAAUAUAAGGUUUCCGUGUUUAUUAUAUGGUUGUCCAAAAUCAUAUUGCAGCAAAUCUUCAAUGAUGAGACACUAUAAAAUACAUAUUAAAAAAUAUAGGUGCAACCGAUGUGGAAAAUAUUUUAACUAUAAAGAUACAAAAGAUCGGCAUAUGAAAAGAAAAAACCCAUGCAAAAUUCAAGAUAUACAAGGUAGGUGAAUUUUAUUUGGUAUAUUUAAAGUAAUUUUAGUUCAUGGUUAGGGCUAGGAUAAUGGUUUUUAUUAAAAAUCUACAUAAAAGGCAUUAAAAAGUUACCAAAAUGCUACAAAAAAACCAUUUUUAAACAUGAAAAUGCUAUUUAAAAAUUAUCUUAAAAUGUAAAACUUUGACACACAUGUUUACACAAAAUUGGACACGCAAAACGCAUAUUUGUUAUCCAUAUUUGUUUAUGCAUUUUAAUUUUUAAUAUAAUAUAUCUGAGUAUAACUACACAGAGUGAUUCACUCAGCUGGAAACACUCAUUAUCUAGUAAAAUAUUAACUCGAAACCUUUAACCAUUUGGGAGUAAAACUACCACCAUUAUUAUAAAUACUAUAGAAUGCUCACUGGUUGGUUUUUCGACGGCGUAGUAUAAAACUCCCCAUAGAUGGUAAUUAGAUCGUUAUAAUUAUAUUAAAUUAAAAUAAUUCACAUAUUAUUUUGUUGACGAUCAUAAAGGUCGAGUGCGGGAAAUCCGGCUCACGAUUAUGCAUCGAUUAUAAAUAGGGGUACUGUGUUUUUCGUUUUCGAUUUUUACCAUAACGAUGUUAAUUAGUUAUUAUUAAUUAUACUAUUAUUAAUUUAUACAUUAUACUCGUUAUAGCCACAUAAUAAUACCGAGUAAUAAAUACUUUCUAAAUUUUUAAAUUAAACAUUAAAUAUUUAGGUAUAGAUCGGUACUUAUAAACUUAAUACAGUUAUAAUAUUUAACAAAUUUAAAAACUAACUGAUAUUAUAAUGACAAUAUACUCGUACAGUACAAUAAAAUAAAACAAUCAAUAAUAAAAAUGAUCUUUUUAUCAUUUAUUUUGUAAUACAGGUCUGUAACUUGUCCGUAUUCAGUACAACUCGUAUUUUAUUCAUCGUAUUUUCUACUUUGCAUUGUUUGAAUAAUUUUUUACGAAAUAACAAUUCAAUAGUAUAAAUAUAAUGUUUAUGAAAAAUUGAAUUCCGGAGAUAGGGAUUUUCUAUAGAUUUUUGAUAAAGUAUUUUCUUUAAAUUGUAGUAUAAUUUUUUUUCACACUUGAUAUUUGGAAAUAAUAUUUUAAAUACAUUUAUUAAUAGAUUGCAACUAUAUCUAAAAGUUUAUCUGAUGGAAUUUUGAAACUUUUUGUGGAUUCAAUAUUGUCGAACAUUUUAUUGAGUAUUCAGCGAUGGAUAAUUUAGAUGAUGUUCAUUAUUUUUAGUCAGAUCGCAAUCUAAAAAUAAACAUUUGUCCCAGCAUUUUUUCGCUAAAUAGCCUGCAAAAUAAACUAUUGAACAUGAUUAUAAUGAUGUUUCCUCGUAAUUUAUAGAAUUGUUUAAAGACAAAGAACUAUUUAAAUCGGAGUUUGUUUUAUCAAUUGCUGUUUCUUCUGCAUUUAUAAUCGGUUCUUCAGUAGGAUUAAUUGAAAUAUCUUUUAUUAUGUCAAUGUUGAGAAAUUCGGUUUCAUCAUGUUCGCAAUUAUUACAUGUAGAUAAACAUUACAUUAAUUAUAAGAGCAUAUGUGACCAAAACAGCACCGAAAGGUCCUAGUUGUUGGAUUUCUGUUGUAAUUAUAAAAAAUUAAAUAAUAAAACAAUAUUAUUGGAAGUAUAUUCUGUUUCUAAUUAAUUAUAAUUUAUAUUUUUAUAAAAAUUUGAUUCUAAAGAGAUUCCCAAUCAAUGACAAUUAAUAUUUAAAAUAAAUUAUAAAAUAUAUUUAUAAUAAUUAUUAUAUUUUUUAUGUACUCAUAUUUUUGACGCACUAUCGAAAAUAAAUUUUCCAAGGGAUCUUGUGUUAAUCGAUUGAUUAAAAGGAAGUAAUUUUUAUUUGAAGAAGUGUUCUUUAUUUUUAAUUUUUCAGAUUCGUAAAGUUAACGGAUUGCAUUUGUUGUCCACAUGAUUCUAACAAAACAUGGUGGAGUGCUUGUUUUUUUUGCCUUACGACAAAUUUUUGUGAUAUUUAAAAAAAAUUGAUUAGCUUUGUUUAAAUUUUCUAAUAUUUGUGGAUUGCGAUUACAUAUUGGUAUUCUAUUAGGAUUCCGGUCAUAUAAAGUUUCUAGUAUUAGCUGAAUCAAACAUUUUAUGAACUACAUCAAUAAAAGAUGCGCUGUAUUGAUAACAGGUAACGUCUUUAUUUUACCCGUAGCAAUGCAGAUUUUUAUAGCAGCAGAAAUUGUAUCCCAAAUUUGCAAUUUUUUUUUUUAAUGGAUUUAGGUUUAAUUCUGUUGGUGUGAUUAAUGCCUUUACACUAUUAUUUACUUCCAUCUCAUAUGCCAUUUUUAUAUCAUUUAAUGACAUUAAUUUAUUUUUAAUUAACUCAAAAUUUCCAUUUAAUAAAUUGUUUCUUAUGUUCUAAUUAGGUGUGGCAUGACAUAAAUUAAAUAUAUGUUUGGUGCACAUAUCACAGUCGAUGGUUUGUCUUCAUUUCCUCUAAGAAGAGAUACAUGUGAUGAUUUUGUGUGCUCUGAUUGCAAGUUAUGUAUGUUGGGAUUAAAUCUAGCUUUAAAAUUGGUUUAAUACUAUUUUUAGUUAUAGUAACAAAAUUAUCUCAUUUUACACCACUACCAGUAAAAAAUAACAUAGUGGAAACUUCCAAUUUAAAUACAGUCCGCGAACCAUAAGUUCAUAACAAUCAAUGCGUAAGAAACUAUUUUAUUAGUUCGUCCUAAUGUCCCCAAAACUUCAAAUCCUUCAAUUUCGUCUAAAACCUUAUUAUAUUUAUUAGAACACUCACUUAUAGAGAAUACCUCACCAGACUAUCAGCAAAAGUUAAGACUCGUCAGAGCAUCAUUUCAAAGCUAUCUAGCUCAACAUGGGGAGCCGAUGCAAACACGUUACGCAUAAGCACGCUAUCAUUAGUAUAUUCUGUAGCUGAGUAUUGUGCUCCUGUUUGGCUUAAUAGCGUCCACACAAAGAACGUAGAUAAAAACCUUAAUGCAGAAAUGCGCACGAUUGGCGGGAUGACAAAAUCCACACCGCUAAAAUGGCUACCAGUGCUUAGUAACAUUGCUCCGCCAAAGUUACGAAGAGAACACGCACUCCUGCAAGAAUGGAAAAAGUACGCUAAUAACCCCUCCCUUCCCAUACACGCGAACCUGAUUACAUUAGAAAAUGUUCACUGACUCAAAUCCCGAAAACCAUCGUGGAAAACAACAAGGUAUCUCACCAGAGAUAAAUUCAAUAUAAGUUAUAAAUGGGAAAGCGAAUGGACAAUAGAAAACCCAGAUAACCAAAAACUGGUAAUUAACCCAACUAUCAAACAAUCAGGAUUUGAACUUAAAAGAAAUACUUGGGUAACGCUAAACCGUAUCAGGACUGGCCAUGGUAGGAGUGGUCACAUGAUGUAUAAAUGGGGACUGCGUGACACUGAAACGUGUGACUGUGGCUAUGAAUCCCAGACGAUCACCGUUAAAUAUCCAAUUCUUGCAUUUAAAGGCACCAUGGAAGAUAUCCACUUGGUGAAGGAUGAAGUGGUGGAAUGGAUGAAGAACCUGGAUUUGGAGUUAUAA
Cinara cedri is the source of this 4044-nucleotide messenger RNA. The record is from the annotation of a GenBank genome assembly. NCBI's taxonomy places the organism in Eukaryota, Metazoa, Arthropoda, Insecta, Hemiptera, Aphididae.